Messenger RNA from Bicyclus anynana (squinting bush brown), 1455 nucleotides. RefSeq lists its product as uncharacterized. The transcript is spliced from 2 exons. The coding region runs from base 85 to 387 and encodes 100 amino acids. The record is from RefSeq and is a predicted model, not a curated record. Lineage: Eukaryota; Metazoa; Arthropoda; Insecta; Lepidoptera; Nymphalidae.
CGCAUGCGCGGCGGCCAUAUUUAAAAAUUUUACCAAGUCUAGUCUGUGGGUUGGAAAACAAAUCUGUGAUAAAUAUUACCAAAAAUGAGUCCCGAAAGAGAAACCCAAGAUACAGAAGAUGUUCUAGAAUCCAUAGACGAGUUGAAAGAAAGGUUAUCCUCUAUGAAGCGGAUGAUGGAGGAGCGGAAAGCUGCUGGAUCGGGAACCAAGGAUCUGUUCCAGGGUCAAGCUCCCAGUCUCCACGGAACCAAUAUGAUAGACGGGCAUUUCUUAUCAUUUGUAUUCGGAGGAUCCCUAUUCGUCAUACUUAGUGUUACUGUGUAUGCCUUUUAUAAUCUCUACCAUGCUGUACUGAAGAAGUUUCCUUCAACUCACACGGAGUUGUAAUUUCAACUUUAAAUGUAAUGGAAUAAAGUUCGAUUUCUUAUGGGUCUGAUGGUAUGAUGUUUUUUAAAUCAUCAUCAUUAACUGACCAGGCUAUGUUUUGUAUCUGAGCUUCCUAGCUUAGGCUCGGGUUUUUAAAAUGCGGACGAUUACCGAUUAGGUAAGAAAUUCCAAAAUUUUCAUAAUGAUUUUUUUAAACAGUAGGUACCUUUAAGUUUCAUUGUCUUUCUAGGGAACUUUGACAUAAAGUUCUAUUUUUUUUAUCAUCUUCGCAUUAUUGCUUUUCUCAUUUGAGGACAUCGCUCGGUUGGAUGGUUUAAUAGCCUAUAAUAACAGGCAUUUAGUACAUUUUUUUCAAUUUAAAUUUUUGUGUUUUAACCAAUGAUUUUAUACUAUUAAAAUGUCACUAGCGCGUCAAAAAUGAGUCAAACAAAUGUGGCUAAUUGUCUUAAUUUAAUUUAGUUGCAUAGUAAACAAUAUUUAAAUAAAUAAUACUAUAAACUAUAUAUACAUAAAUAUAUAGUGUAAGUAAACACGCUCAGUGGAGUAGCUAAAUUCGGAUUACUUUUUUGCAGUGAAUUUGUAGACACAGGUAUAUCUAAUAGUAUAAAAUCGUUGGUUUUAUGUAGAUCUACUAUUCAAUAUUCAGAUUCGAUAUACUGAUUAAUAAUGCCGGGCCCUUCUGGCUAUAAACAUCACAACAAUUUUACAAAGAAUUCGUUUUAGAACUCAACUAUAAUAUGUGACCAUAUGCCUUAAGCCACCUAUUACAGUGGUUUUAGCAUCAAUCAUACUCAAACUGAAACACAGUGAAGUGAGUGAGUGCGUGGCUUAAAUAGGCAUGGUGAAUUUAGUACAUCAACAUCACAGAGAGAUUACUCAUGAAAUAACCUAUAUAGUUUCAGAUCUAUGGACUUCCAUCAUGAUAUGUUACGAUAAGCUAAUUAAAUUGAUUUAAGAAACUAAGUGUGCCAAAUUUCAUCAAAAUUUGGGCUGUGUUGGAAUAGAGUAACAAACAUUCUAAGUCUUCACAUUUAUAUACUUACAGCAUUGAUGUUAUACAGAUGAUGG